AAACGAUCUCAUCGCCAGCCCUAAUUUUUUUUUUUCUUUUUGAUUCUCUCGAGUUCUUCAUAUCUGAACCAUGCCAAGUGUCUGGGGGAAGAGGACACACUUAUUGUGGAAAGCCGACGGAUGGCUCCCCGACAAGUAUGAGGAACCUGGUUUUACUUGUCUGUCUCUCGGUUUAUCUGUUUCAAGAAGGGGUUUUUCUAAUGAACAUAUUACAGUUUACGGUAACUCGGACAUAUUCUCGGAAGACUUGGAACAUGAGUAUUUCUUGCGUCCUGAAUGCGACUAUAUUUUAAGAUUUUCGAAAGAAGAGGCACAUCAAAUAAACUAUAUGAUGUUAGUGGAUGCUGUUUUAAUGGCUUCACACGAUGACGAUCACGUAUCCCCGUUGGUGAUCAUCACAAAAUUGGCACAAGACACAGAGAUGAUCUGUAGGGUGCUUGCUUCUUUGACAAGCAGAGGCUUCCCUGUUUUAUUUGCACUGCCUGAAGCACCACAAAGUAAUUUUGGAAUCACUGUAUCCUCCAAUGUGGUUCUUGGGCCUGAGAGAAUCCCAGUGUUGCUUUGUCCACACCUAUUUGACCUACUUGACCACCUAGAGCAUGAGGAAGAAGAUGAAGAUGUAAAGCAUAGCCAGAGAUAUUUUAUUGAGCUCCCACCUCCCGAUGCCCAUACCAAAAGUUUCUCCAUGCCUCAGGGUGUUGAAACAUGCGUCUUCUGGGAUGUCUCUGAUUACCCUCUCCCUCUCGGUCUACAACUCCCUGUGUUUUAUGAGAAUAUCUUUAUCAGCUGUUCGUGCUCUUGUUCCUUGUCCUUGUGGUGGUAUCUCAAUCUAUGCCUAUGUUGACAAUGACGAGUUUGACUAUGAAGAUGCCCGAGUCUUAAUCACCGUGGUACGCAAUUCUCCAGCCGACAAAUUUUCAAGAUUGGCUAAGAUGACAAUGGACUUUCUUUUGUGGUCAAUUGACAAUCCUGCUGAUCCUCACGGUACUCGAGGCCCUAAUUUGCUCUUAAUCUCGAAACUCUUGCAA
This is a messenger RNA of Brassica oleracea var. oleracea, 1028 nucleotides long. RefSeq lists its product as uncharacterized. The coding region runs from base 71 to 844 and encodes 257 amino acids. The record is from RefSeq and is a predicted model, not a curated record. Lineage: Eukaryota; Viridiplantae; Streptophyta; Magnoliopsida; Brassicales; Brassicaceae. The transcript is spliced from 2 exons.